AUUGCUUACUUACGCUCUCAGUGAGCGGUCGCACAUCUGGAUGCACCCAUUGAUACACGGAGGCAUACUCGACUACUCGAAUGAUGUUUCUGAACGCAGUCUACCUGUAUGGAUGUGUGCACCUUUUUGGCGGGAAACGGCGAUGGCGCGAUGUAUAUCAUGAACCGUCACUAUAAGUUGUGCUCCGCAGCGUCAGAAAUACAUUUAACAAAGAGCGAGAGCUUGUUGCUGGCGUCGAGUCGUUCACGUCGUAGGAUAUCCGAAGGAUGCUCACGUUACAGUUCGGACAAUGCGGGAAUCAACUCGGGUGCGAUCUGUUCUCGAAGGUGUCCUCUGACAUAGGUAGCUCGAACACCGGCGUUUCCUAUGGCGCAAAUUACGAGUACACGGAGAACACGAUCGAGAAAUGGUUCGACGGAAUCGCGGAAUGCGGCCGGCACUGUGCUAGGGCGAUUCUCGUCGACACCGAGGAGAAGGUCGUGAAGAAGGUAUGCAAGGACGCGAACUCGUCGUGGAUCUAUCGAACAGGUAACGUCGUUUGUCAAUCCGGUGGCGGUUCCGCCAACAACUGGGCCUAUGGCUACACGAUAAACAGUCGACGCCUGUCGAACGCCGUGCUGAACGUCACGCGACAAGAGAUGGAGAAAUUAGAUCGUUCUCAGGGAUUUCUCUUGCUCCUUAGUUCAGCCGGAGGCACGGGAUCCGGUAUAGGAAGUCGCAUGGUUGAGCUCCUGCGAGAGGAGUACGAAACUAAACCUAUUAUCGCAACAAUUGUAUUGCCGUUCACCUUUGGAGAAGUUUGUACUCAGAAUUACAAUACUAUACUGACUCUAGCCAAGUUCUCAGAUAGGGCAGAUCUUUCCGUGCUAUUCGAGAAUGAGCAGAUGCACUCUAUGUGCACCAAUCUGUUGAAGAAUUCUAAUACAACACUGCAUGAUAUGAAUAGUAUUAUUUCUGAGAAUUUGCUCGCUGUUUUUCAGCCUAGCAAUGAUGCGAGAUGUAAUACAAAUUUUUUAAUAUCAAAAAUAGCCAAUCAUCCCAAUUUUAGGUUUGUAACAGUCAAGAGCACUCCACAUACUCCUGCAACAUCCCUGCAGUAUGAGCCAACACACAAGUGGGAGGUGUAUAUUCGUCAUUUGAAGCAAACUCUUCGUGUAUCAAAGUCACAAAUGGAAUUAACAAACGCCCAACUAAAGACACCAAAUCCCACAUUAAGCAAAACAACAAUGUCUCAUGUUUAUAGUCCUUGCGUGUCCAAUGUUCUAGUAACGCGUGGCAAAUCUAUGGAGAAUGAUAUUAUGAUGUUGGAAGAUUUGCAAACAGAACAUCUAUACCCAGAGUGGAUUACUUUGAAUUCUUUUACUCAUUUGCAUCAAGAACGUAGGUUUCUGAAUCGAGACAAGUUCCUGGCGUUGAUCAGCAAUAAUUCGGAGAUACAUCGACCAUUGGACUUAUAUCUAGACAAAGCAUGGGGCUCUUACAAAUGCGCGGCUUUCUUGCAUCAAUAUAAGCAAUUUGGUUUGGAGGAAGAUGAUUUCUUGGAGGCUUUUGCAAAAAUAGAAAACAUAGUGCAUGUGUAUAAAAGCUUAAAAAGCCAUAAUGGAAAAUGAACUUUCUUAGAGCGUCAUAUUUUAUAUUCAAAAAAGACAUUUUUAUUUAUAAACGCUAAUGCAUAUUUAUAAUGUGAAUUUUAGUAUUUAAGAAGCAAAAGGAAAAUGAAUUAAUGAGUCAUGUUUAUAUACUGAGAAAAAAAAGUUGUUAAUUUGAUUAAAUUUUUUUAAUUCAAAUAUUUAUAUAUUUAAGUUAAAUGUAUAAAUGUUUGAAUCAAAUAUACAAAUACUUACAAAUACUAAAGUUCAAAUAUUUUAUGUAUUAGAGUUAAAUACAUAAAUACUUGAACUGAAGAAAUUUAAUCAAAUUGAAAAAUUUUAUCAAUUUAACAACUUUUCUCAAUGUAUGUUUACAGAAAAACGUUACAAUUUCACAGAAUGAACAGAAUAUAAGUACAAUUUAAAAAUUUCUAAAUAUAAUUGAUACAAUAUAACUAAUAAUGUAAAAAGUUUAUUAUUUUGUACAUACAUAUUUUAAAAAUAAAAAAAGACUGUUUAGAUAAAAA
Solenopsis invicta (red fire ant) is the source of this 2116-nucleotide messenger RNA. RefSeq names its product tubulin delta chain. The record is from RefSeq and is a predicted model, not a curated record. The transcript has 2 exons. Gene Ontology annotation, molecular function: GTP binding; structural constituent of cytoskeleton. NCBI's taxonomy places the organism in Eukaryota, Metazoa, Arthropoda, Insecta, Hymenoptera, Formicidae. Gene Ontology annotation, cellular component: cytoplasm; microtubule. Bases 267 to 1610 code for a protein of 447 amino acids. Gene Ontology annotation, biological process: mitotic cell cycle; microtubule cytoskeleton organization.